Monopterus albus (swamp eel) is the source of this 1958-nucleotide messenger RNA. RefSeq names its product lysine-specific demethylase 2B-like. The transcript has 4 exons. NCBI's taxonomy places the organism in Eukaryota, Metazoa, Chordata, Actinopteri, Synbranchiformes, Synbranchidae. Gene Ontology annotation, cellular component: cytoplasm. Bases 1 to 654 code for a protein of 217 amino acids. The record is from RefSeq and is a predicted model, not a curated record.
AUGGUGCCAUCUUCUUCCGCCCAGGCUGCCCCCGGAGGUGCUCCAAUAGCAGGCUGCUUUCCAGUUCUGUAUGUCCUCACUGUCCCUGUAGGUCUUCGUGUGCUGCUCUUGUCAGGAUGCUCCUGGGUGGCGGUCUCUGCUCUUUGUACCUCGAGCUGCCCCCUUCUGCGAACUCUGGAUGUUCAGUGGGUUGAGGGACUGAAAGAUGCACAGAUGAGAGACCUGCUGUCACCUCCCACAGAUAACAGGCCAGGUCAGCUAGACAACAGGAGUAAGCUGCGUAACGUGGAGGACCUGCGUCUGGCAGGGUUGGACAUCACAGACACAUCUCUGCGCCUCAUCAUUCAUUAUAUGCCCUUGUUGUCCAAGCUGGACCUCAGCUAUUGUAACCACGUCACUGACCAGUCUGUCAACAUCCUGACUGCUGCAGGGACGACCACCAGAGAUUCACUCACUGACAUCAACCUGUCAGUCUGUAACAGGGUCACAGACCAGUCGCUGACCUAUUUCAAGCGCUGUGGAAGCAUAUGUCAUAUCGACUUGCGAUACUGCAAACAGGUGACCAAAGAAGGAUGUGACCAGUUCAUCGCAGAAAUGUCAGUCAGCGUGCAGUUUGAACUAAUAGAAGAGAAACUACUGCAAAAGAUCAGCUAGGUAUGGGAACAUGGAAGGCCAUGUGACAUCGCCAUGUGGUGAAGCCUGCUCCCCACACGGCGGCAGCAGAUGACUGUGUGCUUGUGGGGAAAGCUGCUGUUUCUGCAGACUACUGAACACUGUAAAAGUGAUGUAAAGGGAAGCUGCGCUGCUAAGCUAGAAUGUAAAAACGAAAUCUUGUCCAACAAAGGCAAUAUUGCAAAAAUGUUUUUGUUGUUGUUUGCACCUGUUUAUAAGCUAUUUAUUUCUUUAUGUUGAUUGUUUAUGUGUUGUAUCAUGAUUAUCUUUUGGUGUUCAUACAUGUCAGUGCCCUGACAAAGGUACUGUACAUUUUGUACGUUUCGUGUAUAUAAUGUUAUUUUGUCCUUGUGGAUGAGAUAUGUAGAAGAAAAUUUAAAAAGUUAUUUGCACUGAUACAGUAAAUAUGAAUACAUGAAUGUAUUCACACAUACACUAAACAGUGUACAGUGUAUAAAGUAUAUUUUUUUCAACACUAAAUUGUUCUGCUAAUCCUACUAACAGCUUGUACUGUAGUUACUGGGUUAUAUUAAGGUAUACCUGCAUACAAAGUUGACUGUCAGUCUCCAUCACUCUUUAGUAUUAUUGGUGCUUUGUAAAGGGAGGCUUUUUAUCUCUGCAUGCAGCGAAGAAAUCUGUUUACACGCCAGUCAGUAGAUCUGGUUACUGUUAAACAAUAUAACCACUUGUUUACUCCUGGUUUUAGCUGAACUACAUAAGAUAAAAUGAGACUUGGUGCUGAAUGAUGCAAGAAAUAAAGAAAAGCCCAGGGUUAGAAUAUUUUAGAUGCAACUGCUUUCUUCUGUGAACCAUAAACGGCAAAAACAUAAAAAAUGUUUUUGCAAUUUGCUGUCUUCCUCCAAUGCACUUGUCAUACAAUCAAAGGUGUGCAGAGUUUUGUCAGUUUUUUCAUGAGCCAUAAAUUGUAAUCAAACAGACAAGAGGCAAAAAGAUGAAUAAAAAAGGACUGUUUCUCUGCUUUUUCACAUUUAACCUUGUUUAUAGCAUAUACCCCAAAAUCCCAGUGACCCCAGAAAUUUGGUAGUAGCAUGGGGACGGGUUCUGUUUCUAAUGGCAGGGAAAGAACAGAUUUUAUUCAAAACAUAAACCAGAAUCAGUCAAGCAAAUCCAUGCCAGUCUCCAGGCGUGGGUUCAGACCCCCAGGUCAAAAACUCUGUCCUAGGGCCAAAGACAAUAUACAGAGUUGUUUACUACAUAGAGGUUCAUAGGCUCUGUAUGUGUGUACUCCCUGUGCUAUAUGUGAAAAGCCUACAAAAGCAUCUUUC